Aspergillus tanneri is the source of this 7761-nucleotide messenger RNA. It is a transcript of the gene TAO3, whose product is annotated as putative cell morphogenesis protein (PAG1). The record is from RefSeq and is a predicted model, not a curated record. Lineage: Eukaryota; Fungi; Ascomycota; Eurotiomycetes; Eurotiales; Aspergillaceae. Gene Ontology annotation, cellular component: cell cortex; site of polarized growth. The coding region runs from base 1 to 7761 and encodes 2586 amino acids. The transcript has 4 exons. Gene Ontology annotation, biological process: cell morphogenesis.
AUGCCCCUCAUCCCUGACGAAUCCAGUUCUGUGUCGCACCAUGCCUUCUCACCCCCACCAGAACGUUUAGUGACGAGAAGCACCCCUUCCUCCACCGUUCAUAGCCGGGAAACCUCCGCCGUUAGAGGUAGACCGGCCGAUCCGUCCACCCUAGCCCCUUCGACCCUACAGCCUCAGAACAAUCGUCGCGGUCACUCGCAUUCAAAAAGCCCCGAAACAUCGACCGGGCGACCUAGUCCUUCUGGAUACGAUGCUCCUCUGGAACGGCGGCCCUCCAAUUCAUAUGGUCAUCACCGACAGACUUCGAUUGUCCAUGGGAUGCAACACUCUCGAAAUCCCAGCUUCGCUGCUUCAACCACAUCGACAAGCCCUUUGAGUCCGGAGCUUAUUGCAUCUCUUGGCCGUGGCGGCGGUGUAGAACCAGACAGUGUCGUGGCUGCGCGGACGGAACAAGCUGAUAUGCACGGGAGUUACCAAAGCCCUGCAGGCAACAGCUCAAGCCAUACCUUACCGGGGACAUUGAGCACCAUCGAGGAUCAAGAUGCAGAUGAGGUCAGUGGUUGCAGCCCGGCAGGUGUAGUCCACCGAAGGAUGAAUUCGAGUGGCAAGCCAUGGAGAGAGCGUUCUCAUAGUCGAUCACAUUCAAAGCAUCAUUACUCAGAAUCAAAAACUGUGGGAGAAUAUGCCUUGCAUCACCUGUUCAAUUCUUUCGUCGGCCAGGCCGACAAUAAGAUCAACCAGGCCAUCAUGAAACUGGGAGAGUCUGACGCGCCGGUGGAACAAGUUUGCGGACCGGGAGCUGAUACAAAUUUCGACCAGUUGAUUUCUGCUCUGGGACAUAUUGCACGACAAAAGCCGAAGCCUUUGAUCGAUACCAUCAUGUUUUGGCGGAAGGCAAAAGGUGAUGCUGCCAAUGGCAUGGCCAAACAGGUGGCCAAUCAACCAAAGAACGCCUCCUUGGAGAAUGGGCUACUCAUUCGUCGGAAUACUGAGCCGCCUCAGAUGGCUGCUGAGUCGACAACACAAACGGAUCCUGUACCACCGAGUAAUAACUUACUCUCGAGACAUGAGGAUGUUGUUUUGGCGGAGCGACGGGCGACCGUGUCGGUUUACCUUGUCUGCAGAGUGCUAAUUGAAAUCUUCAAUCAAAGCAGCCUUGCCUCUAUCACGCAUGAUAUGGCUGAUCGCCUAGAGGACAUUGUGUUCACCCAACUCAAAACUGUGGACCGGGACCAGAUUACAGCGUCACCACUUCGUAUGGCUAAUUGGAGGAUCUACUCUCGGCUGCUUGGAAUCAUGAGUGAAACAAAUUUCACAAGCGUAACGAAUCGGUUCAUACUCGAACUUGACAAAUAUCAAAAAGACGAAGCACUACGGGGUCCGUCCAAGGAAGGAGAUGCCAAAGCCGAGCUUUUGGUUUCGGGGAUGAGACACGUUCGCAUUAGAACGCAGCCGGAUUCUUGGCCUCGAUCCUGUGAUUUCUUGCGCUCAUUAGCUCGACUGUUCGUCAAUGCCCAUGGACAGCGGCUAAAACAGUCAUACUGUUUUAUUUUUGAGAAGCUUCUUCUUCCAGUCGCUGCGAACCCGAGCUGCGACUUGUCGUUACCUAAAUGGAAGGAAUUCUUGGACCUGGUCCAGUCUCGCCUGUCCCAAAUGCUAACCAAACCUCGCCAUUGGGCAGCUGCGUUUCCCCUCCACGUUCUGCUCCUCUGUGUUUCGUCCAAGGAGACCUUUUCAUCUCAAUGGCUAUCGGUCAUCAUGAGCCUCCCAACCAGACUGAAAGACCGCCCUACAAGGGGCCCGGCUCUUCAGGCUAUGUGUCGCUUGCUGUGGACCUACUUCUUCCGUUAUUCUGAUUCACCGACAGUUACUCUCCGGAAGAUUGAAGAAGUCGCUAGAAUAGCAUUGCCUGCGGGAAAGAGGACAUAUCUUAGUACGGAGCCAGCAGUUGCGGACCCAUUAAUACAGUUAGUGCGAAUGAUUGGGUUCAAGCAUCCAGACGUGUGCUUUCGUAACAUUAUCUUCCCCAUGAUCAAUUCAGAUCUCUUUCUUUCCGGGAAGGAACUAAAAAUCGAACAAAUGGAACCGGAAAAAAUGGUGAUAGGUAUUAGGUCAUUCCUAGCAAUAAUGACAGACCUAGAGAACUGUGAUCAGUUGUGCCCUCCGUUUCCUACUGGUUCAAUUCCGAAUCCUUUCUCUGAUAUUUCGGCUUCAACUAAUCCCCAGUGGCCUCAAUUUCUCACUGAUCCCCGUCUUCCCGGUUCAUUUGAGAACCGGGAUGACUCAUCUCGUCCUGUGAAUACGUCGAGGCUCAGUGACAAUGUCAAGACUUAUUAUAUUCGUUUUUGCGAAACACUUGGUAAGAUUACGCUUCUAUGCGACAACACCUUUGGAGGGCAGGCUGCCUUGGACGAGAAAUUUGGUGGCGCAACUCCCAAGACGCCGAUCUCAGAAGCAUUCAGUUUUGGUAGACGUGAUGACCACCUAAGCACCGUCGAUCAAAAGCAAGGCUUCUACGAUCUUCUCCAUGUUGCUGUGCAGGCGCUUCCUCGGUGUUUGUCCGAUCAUAUUCCAUUCAACUCCUUGAUCAACCUUUUGUGCACGGGGACCGCUCAUAUCCAGUCCAAUAUCGCCGUCUCAUCAGCCGAAUCCUUGAAGGUAAUUGCGCGACAAUCCCAUGCGCAACAAGUCACCAUUGGCUUUGCCAGGUUUAUCUUCAAUUUCGAUGCUAGAUAUUCCACGAUGUCAGAUGAGGGGAUGCUUGGACCUGGCCACAUUGAAUCUACCUUGCGACUCUAUGUUGAACUGCUCAGGAUCUGGAUAGAAGAAAUCAAGCAAAAGACUAGAUCCGCAGCCGCAGACUCGGGAGACAAGGCCGGCUCGGGAAGUCGCGCCUUGCAGCUGGACCUCUCUACGGUUCUUGCACAUGUUGAAGAGAUAGAAUCGCAUGGCCUUUUUUUCCUGUGCUCACAAUCUCGAAGGGUCCGAGCUUUCGCUAUCACUGUGCUUCGACUUAUUACAGAGUUCGAUAGUGCUCUAGGAAAAGAAAACACCAGGAUAAUUAGAAUUCUAGAGGCAGAUUCCCAGCAGAUUCUGGAUGUUAACGACGAACAGCUAACGGUUGCUGAGAGGAGUCGUAUACAAAAGGGCAAGCGCCGAAGUGCCUCGCACAAUACUUUAAUUGAGCUGUGUAGCAGCGAGGUAUCCUAUGAUUCAACGCUGUGGUCAAAGGUGUUUCCAAAUAUUAUUAGAAUUAGUUUUGAGACUUGUCCAUUCGCUGUGACAUUGGGGAGAGAGAUUGUUUGCGCGAGACUCGUCCAAAUGCAUAAAACAAUAACGUCCCUUGCAGAGAGCUCGCAUCCUCCUUACUAUGCCCCUAUGGAUGCCACUCAGUCUCGCCCACUUGGAAGGAAUAAUAUGACGGCGGAGAUUCUAAUUGAACAGUGGAAACUCUAUCUGGUUAUGGCGUGCACGACGCUCAACAGUGUAGGCGCACAAUCCCAGAGCCAGCUAGCAAAUGCACAACAUGCGCGAAAGUCGUCCAAGGGGGCCCAACAAUCUCAAGAUAAGAUAAGUUCUGCAAGAAGCCUUUUCGCCUUUGUGAUUCCAUUGCUAUCGGCUGAAAGGGCAUCCAUUCGGAAUGCUAUUGUGGUGGCUUUGGGAUCCAUUAACAAAAAUCUUUAUCGUACGUUACUUGAGUCACUUCAAUACGCCGUGACUACCUGUAAUGAGGAGGCAAAAUUACGGAUGGGCUCUCAUUACCGCUCCCCAAGCAGUCCAAGACGCAAUCGAAGGACAGACCGAUUGCGGACUGAGGUAACACACGUGUACAAACUCACCUCGCACUUCCUUCAGGAGUCUGAAGUAUACAAUGACGAUUGGAUUGUCAAUAAUCUUGUCAUAUAUGCAAAGGACCUGCGGAUAUUCUUGAGCGAUGCCGAAGUUCAAAAUGAUUGGGAAUUCCAACGACUGCGGUUCCACUACUGCGGACUGAUGGAGGAGCUUUUCGAAGGCGUCAACCGCACGAAGGAUGCAUCGCGCUGGAUACCGUUUGAGGCUAGGAAAUCUGCAUUUUCUCUGAUGGAGGAUUGGUGCGGCUACUCUCCAAAUCAAUCCCAGAUCUCUCAGAGAGAGGAAAACAUGCGCAAGUUUGCCAUGUCGCAUCCGCAUGAAACAGGGGAAAUGCGGAAUACCGCAGCAGCGAUGGAGAUUGAAAAGAAAAACCUCCGGGCUGCAGCUCUUAGUGCAAUGGCAUCUUUAUGUGCGGGACCAAUCAGCAUUACCACAGAGAGUGGUGCUGUGCUCCAAUUUGAUGUAGGGCGGAUGCUUUCGUGGAUUGACAUCAUCUUCAAUACUAUUAGUGACAAGUGGCAUGCCAUUGGAAGGCGAGCACUCAAAAACUUGAUCAUCCACAACAAAGAGCACUCGUACCUAUUAGAGCGAUCAAUAGAGAUGUGCUAUGUCACUGAGCGACCAAAAGCGUUGGAAAGCUACUUCGAGGUGGUAACUCAGGUACUGAUUGAACACACUGAUUACCCCCUUGGCUUCUGGAGGAUUUUGGGGGCAGUCCUCGUUACUCUUGGCAGCCAAAAACGGGAGAUACGGAUGAAGUCUGCUAAGCUCCUGCGGAUCCUUGAAGAACGACAACAGAAAAGCUCUAGGCUUCAAGACUUUGAUAUCAGUAUCUCUGACAAGACCACCGCUGUUUAUAAACUAGCGCAGUUUGAAACAUCGAAACGACUGGCCGGGCAGCAUUCUGAUGUGUCUUUCACCCUCUUUUCCGAGUUCUCCCUACACUUCAAAAACCUACGUCCCGAUAGCCAACGGAACAUGGUAGCUGCUAUUCUCCCCUGGGUGCAAACGAUGGAAUUGCAGGUCGACCCUAAUGGUGGACCAACGGUCAAGUCAUACAUGCUUCUCGCCAACCUUUUCGAGAUCACUAUCCGAUGCAGCACCAUCCUCCCUAACGAGGUUCAAGCUCUAUGGCAGGCGCUGGCCACAGGACCUCAUGGCGGGAAUGUGCAAUUAGUGCUCGAUUUCAUCAUCAGCCUUUGCCUGGAGCGUAAAGAGCAGAACUUUGUGGAAUAUGCGAAGCAAGUUGUCGUGUUCCUGUCAGGGACCCCUGCUGGGUCCAAGGUUAUCGAGUUCUUUUUAAUGCAGGUCGUUCCUAAGAAUAUGGUGCAAGAGAGGAAAGAUAUCACCCCCGCACCACCCGACAUUAAAAGUCUUCCUUAUGUCGCUGAUUUAGGAACCGUGCUCCCAGUGGGUAACAAACAAGCUGGUCUCUCCCUCGGUCAAAUUGCACUCAUUUUCCUUGUGGACUUGAUGGUCGCCCCUGUUACUCUCCCCCUGGACGAUGUGGUCAAGCUGCUGCAUGUAGUUCUUAUCCUCUGGGACCACUACACGCUGACCGUGCAAGAGCAAGCAAGAGAAAUGUUGGUUCACCUUAUUCAUGAGCUAAUUGCGGCCAAGAUUGAAGAUGAUGCGCCUGCUGGAACUCGACAGUCGAUUGAGGACUUUGUUGAAUCCAUCCGGAAGAGUGACCCAAAGGUUGUUUGGGAGUAUGAGGAUAACAAUGACAAAGAAGAGGGCGAUGAUGGAAGUCGCGUGCCUCAGUCGAUGUCCAGUGUCACUCGCAAAGUUGUCAAUUUCUUCAGCCUAGCGUAUGAGGGCAUUAAUGACUUAUGGGCAAAAGAAGCAUUAAACUGGGCAACUUCAUGCCCAGUACGGCAUCUCGCUUGCCGUUCAUUCCAAGUAUUCCGCUGUAUAUCAAUGUCUUUGGACUCUAGGAUGCUUGCAGAUAUGCUCGCUAGGCUUUCCAACACCAUUGCCGACGAAGAGGCAGACUAUCGCACAUUCUCGAUGGAAAUCCUUACAACGCUAAAGAUCAUCAUCAGUUCUCUGGCACCUGCAGACCUCCUGCGAUACCCCCAGCUGUUUUGGACAACCUGCGCCUGCCUCAACACCAUCCAUGAAACCGAAUUCAUUGAAAGCAUCGGCAUGCUAGAGAAAUUCCUGGAUCGUGUAGAUAUGAGCGACCCGGUUGUCGUUUCAGAUCUUAUUAAAGGCCAGCCUCUGAAGUGGGAGGGCGGCUUUGAUGGUCUUCAAAACCUAAUUUACAAGGGAUUGAAGUCGUCCGAAUCUCUCAACCGAACACUUGAUGUCCUACACCGUUUAAGUGGUCUUCCCAACAACAAGCUUAUUGGUGAUGGUAACCGAUUGCUUUUUACAAUAUUGGCAAACCUUUCUCAUUUCCUCCACGAGUUUGACCCUGCUACUGAGGAUGGCCCCGUUGACGAUCCAAAAACACUAGCCCGUGCUACAUUGCUAGCACGUGUCGCCGAAGGCGAAGGAUGUCCUCGUCUUGCAGCCUCGCUGCUCGGAUUUGCCAACGGACAGUACAAGGCGGAGAAUGAUUUCCUGAGUCAUAUUAUCAUUGAGAUACGCUCCUACUAUUUUCCCGGGCAGGAUGUCCAGAGUCUUAUCUUCCUCAUGGGCUUGUUGACCAACACAACGGAUUGGUUUCGGAUCAAGAUCAUGAAGAUCCUCUGCGUGUUAAUACCAGAGAUUGACAUGCGGCGGGGGGAAGUGACAUGUCACGGACCUGACUUGAUAUCUCCUCUCCUGCGUCUUCUACAGACCGAGCUUUGCCCCCAAGCACUGCAAGUUAUGGACCACAUCAUGACUGUCUCGGGAAAUCCAAUGGAGCGUCAUCAUAUUCGAAUGAGCAUGGCUUCAUCGUCGUCGUCUCGAGCCAUACGCAAAGAGUAUGAGCGGAUACAGAGCCUUUACGGAAUACCAGAGCCAACUGGAUGGUCUAUCCCAAUGCCUGCUUCUCAGUCAACCACAACAAGACAUAACGUGCAUGCGGUUUUUUACACCUGUGCAGAAGUGGAUCGUAUGGAGGCACAAGAAACAGCCAAUUCCGAAGUCGAGUUCCACGCGGACGAAUAUAACGACACUUUCUUCCCUAUGCGGGCUGAUACCAUGAAGUCAAUCGAUACGCAGACGGAUGGUAAUAUCGGAGAUAUAGUGCAAAAGCUAGAUAGCUUGGAUGAUUUCUUCGAAGAUACCGAGACGGUCAUCCCGGCGCUGGAUAGCUUGCCUGACUCAACACUACGCGGCUUCACUGGUAACUAUGUUGACACCAGCGCCAGCCUUUACGAUCAACAAACAGCACCGAUCCUGCGAAAGUCCCUGGCGCGAACUGCGUCAUCGUCUUCAUUCCACAACGGUCUUGCGGAGUCCCGGCCUUCGAACCUGCGAUUCGACAGUGCAGGGUCACAAUCAACGACAGCGUCCUCGACAACUCAGGCAUCCAACCAGGGGCUUCGACCAGUGUCACACACGCGCUCUGUUACCUCACCGAUCAAUAAUCUAUUCUCUCCAGUCUCCUCCAAUGCCCAGUUCACCACCCCACCAAUUGGGUUCAGUGAAUCAGCUUUCCUGUCCGAUGACGAAGUAGACGAGGGGAUCUAUGAAUUCGACGAGCGUGCAGCGAAUAAGUCCUCUAUCCCCAACGCAUUCGCACAAACACGCAACAUGACCGAUGGAUCAUCAUCACUCGAAUCCAUGAUCCGUAGCGGCAUGAGACGACUCACCGGGGGCACAGCUAAUACCCGGGAAAAGGAGCGACAGCGUGAUCUAGUACGAGCACAACAGCGGACGGUCGCUCAAACAACGAGUUCACCGCGUGUCCCCAAGGUGCCACCUGAGUUCCUUUCCGGGCCAGCGAGUAACCCGACAUCUCCUGGCCAGUGA